Cuscuta campestris is the source of this 1046-nucleotide messenger RNA. The record is from the annotation of a GenBank genome assembly. NCBI's taxonomy places the organism in Eukaryota, Viridiplantae, Streptophyta, Magnoliopsida, Solanales, Convolvulaceae.
AUUCCCGGGCCAUCUUUUUCCAUGAUUUUGUGCCUUAGGAGACCUGGUGAUAGAGAGGGUGCGUUUGUGGAACUCCCAUGGGAUUGUAUAGUUGAAAAUGUGAAGAACGACCUUCUUUUAUCAUUCGAAAGGGUGAAAAAUGAAAUCCAGGAAAAUGAACUUGAAGAGGUAAAGCCUACUCUGGUUGCCCAUGUUGGAAGAGUUCUAUUUCACGGGAAUCCUCCACCCUUAGAAUCGUGGACUGAAAGCAGUUUGAGAAAAUUGAAAAGAUCAUUUUAUACUAAUCUUCCAUCUUCAUAUAUGGAGCACAUAACAAGCAAAAUUGUUCAAAAAGUUGGGCUUACUUUUGAGGGAGAUAAGGAGGUUUACCAUGUGAAGAUUUCUGAUAAUUUACGGCCUGAUUCAACUAUCUCCUGUAAAUGUGCUGUGGGACAAGAUCAUAAAAGCAUUGAACUCUACAAGAUUGAAUUAAACCAAGUGCGUCACCUUGUUGUACACCUGUCCUGUCUUGAGAAGACCUUCGACCUAAGGCUAAUGCUUAAUACCAAGAGAAUCAUGAUAGCUUUAACGAACGAAGAACUAGAUUGCAUACGAGCUCUAAUUUCUUGUGCUGUUCUGGAUUCGGGGAUUAAAGGUGGACUCCGAUGGUCCCUUGGGAAAGAUUCAUCAGGAGAUCGGUACACCAUAGCUGGUGUCUGGCAUACCACUGCUAAAACAUAUCGAAGUUCAUCAUUCCAGCUUAAGGUUAGAAGUGCAGAUCGGUUUGAUUUCAGAACAUCAUCUGUUGAGGUUUCAGGGAAGGUUGUUCUGAAAAUGCAUGGGAUUGUAUCCCAACUAUAGAAGCAAACAUGUGAGAGCGACGAAGUGUUUCAAAUGCUCGGAGACAACUUAAAGUUGAUAUGGGAUCAUUUUCUGUGUUCUGCAUCAUCUGUCUGAACUCUAAAUUGCGGUAUUUCGAAGUACCACCUUAACUUUCCACAUUGUCUGUCUUGAAAAUAAAUAAACAGCUGGCUUCAGAAAUGUGGGAUUAAAGCCUCAAUGUUGUU